AUGGAUAGUUGUGAUUAUAAAUCAUAUGCACAGGCAUUAGAUUUAGUUAAUGAUAAAGAAUUAAUUGAAGAAUAUAAGAAAUAUCAUAAAAAUGUUUGGAAAGAAGUAAAUGAAGCAUUAUGCUCAAUAGGAAUUAAAAAAAUGAAGAUUUUUUUACUUGGAACCCAUCUUUUUAUGUAUUAUGAAGCAAGAGCUGAUUUUGAUCCAAAAAUUGAUUUCCAAAAAUAUACAGAAUUAACACCAAAAGCAAAUGAAUGGGAUAACUUAAUGAGAAAAUUUCAACAAAAAAUAUCUGAUAUUCCAGAAAAUCAAUUAGGUGAAUGGUGGAGUCCAAUGGAUUUAGUUUAUGAUUUGGAUUGGUUUAAACAACAACAAUAA
Molecule: messenger RNA, 378 nt
Organism: Dictyostelium discoideum AX4
Lineage: Eukaryota; Evosea; Eumycetozoa; Dictyosteliales; Dictyosteliaceae
Exons: 3
Coding region: 1-378 (125 amino acids)
Molecular function (GO): racemase and epimerase activity, acting on carbohydrates and derivatives
Source: RefSeq, a predicted model, not a curated record